This is a messenger RNA of Acipenser ruthenus (sterlet), 1001 nucleotides long. Its product is annotated as enkurin-like. The record is from RefSeq and is a predicted model, not a curated record. Gene Ontology annotation, molecular function: calmodulin binding. The transcript is spliced from 6 exons. Gene Ontology annotation, cellular component: acrosomal vesicle. Lineage: Eukaryota; Metazoa; Chordata; Actinopteri; Acipenseriformes; Acipenseridae. Bases 105 to 899 code for a protein of 264 amino acids.
GCAACAGUUGCUAAACAAAUCAAUCAAGCAGCCAUUUGCACCAGAGUUCUCCAAACUCAAGUUGGAUUUCGAUUUUAUAAUUUCAUUUUUUAUAUUUAGUCAUAAUGGCAGAUAUGCUUCCUGCCGAAAGCAUUUAUAAUCUUAUACCCCGAGAGGAGGUUAAAGUUACCAAACAGCCGAGACACACAUCAAAGUUUCGGGAAACUGUCAAAGAAGAAACCCAAAGGCACAAAGCGCCAAACAAAACCAUGGGACCAGUUAAAGUAGAUGUUCCUUCUCCAGAAAAGUUUUUGCAGAAACACUCAAAGGAACCAAAACUUGCUGACACUACUGAAGGUGGACUACUUGAGAAACCAUUAAAAAAGCUGUGUGAUGAUCAGAAGAAACCUCGAGUACCACUCAGAACCGAUCACCCAGUCAUGGGGAUUCAGACCAAGAAGAACUUCAUCAAAACCAACGCCGUUGAAACUAUUAUGUCAGUGCCAAAGAAGCCCCAACCAAACUAUGUGGACACAAGAAGAGGAGACAAGCAACUUCUUGACACUUCAGGGCUUGUUCCAAAAUUCACAAAUAAAAAGGACUAUGGACAGACUCCUGAAUAUCUGAUAAAGCGAAACGAAGAGGUGCAGAGGGCCCAGGAAGAGUAUGAUGCUUAUAUAAAGGAGCGGAUUCGACAAGGAUCAAUGAAGCAGCUCUCUGAUGAAGAAAGGGAUGCAGUUCUCCAGGGUCUAAAGAAGAACUGGGGGGAGCUCCAUCACCAAUACCAGGGCAUCUCUGUAGUCACUGACACAACACCAAAGAAGUACCGCAAGGAAAGACUGGAGACAGAGAUGAAACAGCUGGAGAAAGACAUUGAUAUGAUUGAGAGACACAAAACGAUCUACAUUGCAAAUAGAUGACUUUCCACAGGGUUCUGUGUUAAAUAAGUGUAAUCUUGUGUAAUAAUAAAUCAUACAAUCCAAAGUAAAUACAUUUUCUUUUAAAUAAAUGAUAUCACCUAU